GUCCCCCGUUGAACCCCGUCGUGAGAGGACUUGGUCGAAAGGUGAAACGCACGGUGAUCGCGCCGCGAUAUUUAAUCCGAGAUUCGGGGCCCGCGAGGAAACCAAUCUGCCGUAAUAUCGGGGCCCAACUUUUUCGGCGAGGGCCUUAAUUCCAAGGAAAUUUAGGGACAUGACUGCCAAAAGGACACGCCGCGUUUGCUGAUAUUUAAUGCUGCGCGUUGAUAUGAUUGCGCGCCCUUAAAAGAUUUUUUUUUUUUUCGUUGAAUCUGGAUACGUCUAUGGACUGUUAUAAUUUUUAUUUUAGUGAUAAUCAAGGAAGUGCGGCGAACUUUAUUGCAGAGUGAAGUGCUGGUGGUGUAGAGGAAAGUGUUUUUACCUAUAAAGGAAACCUCUCCGAAUGGUGAACGACGUGAUGAGCGAGUACGAGCGCAUCAAGCGAGCGUGCUUGAAGAGCGGGGAACUCUGGGAAGAUCCUGAAUUUCCAGCAACCCAAGCCUCUGUCUUCUACCACCAAACGCCCCCGUUUCAAUUUCAGUGGAAGAGGCCCAAGGAACUCUGCAGCAGACCAGUUUUCGUCAACGAUGCACCGACACAGUUUGACGUCAUACCUGGAAAAAUGGGUGACAAAUGGCUGGUGUCCUGCCUCGGAGUCCUUCACCUCAGCAAAGGACUAUUCUACAGAGUGGUCCCAGCGGAUCAGGGCUUCGGGGGCACAACCGAGCUACCAGGAUCACCGACUGCCGAGUACGCGGGUGUCUUCAGGUUCCGGUUGUGGUGGUGCGGGGCCUGGGUCGAAGUCCUCGUCGACGAUCGGCUGCCCGCCGUCCAUGGAAGACUCGCCUUUGUCCAGAGCCGGCACAGCGACCAAUUCUGGCCUGCUCUUCUCGAAAAGGCUUACGCCAAAUUGCACGGGUCCUAUGAGGCCCUUAAAUACGGCACCCUGUUGGACGGACUCUCGGACCUGACCGGGGGAAUCACCGAAAGUAUAGCCAUUCGGCAGGAUCCUACUGGCUGCGGGCGAGCCCUGGCCAAACUGUUGGACAUGACUUCUCUGAUCACAUGCACUGUAAACACGAGCCAACAACAGAUUCGUUCAAGUACAGAGAAACUCGCAAAUGGAGUACAAAUGGGCAUAAACUACAGACUUUACGCUGUUGAACGGGUCGAAACCUUCAGCAGCGAAGCUGUACAGCUUGUAAAAUUAAGGAAUCCUCUCGGUCCAGGGGGAGAAUACAUCGGUGCUUGGGCUCGAGGUGGUCUUGAAUGGGACGAAGUGCCGCCGGUGGAAAGAGAGCGAUUGGCGGUACGAAACAUGGCCGAAGGAGAAUUUUGGAUUUCUUACUCGGAUUUUGUAAAGACAUUCACUCAUCUGGAAGUGGUACACCUCGAUGCUGAGACCUCGCGGGACGAACCUUCGCUUCAUAGUAAAAACACCUGGCAGAUGAAACUUUAUCAGGGCAGCUGGAGGCGGGGAGUUACGGCGGGAGGAUGUCGAAAUAAUCCAGAAACAUUCCACAUCAACCCGCAACUGCACUUAAUCCUCAGCGAAAUGGAGGAAGUUAUUGUAUCUUUGAAUCAGCACUCAAUCGUGGAACCUAAGGUUGUAGGUUUCACGGCGUACACCUUACCAAAGAAUAGCACAGAGUCGAUAAACAAACAAUUCUUCAAGAAAAAUAAGUCACUGGUAAACUCCCAGUACACAAACAGCCGGCAAGUCAGCCACAGAUGUCAGCUGGACCAGGGUGGUUAUCUCCUUAUUCCUACGACAUUCGAGCCCACCCAAGAAACGAGUUUCACGCUUAGAGUUUACAGCAGCAAACCUCUGAAGCUGAAAUUACUCGAUACUCCACCGUCUCUGAUAAAACCGGCCAUCGUUAAAGCUCACGGUCUCGAAGGAAAGGGAUUUUCGCAGUACGAGGCGGUAUUUCUUCAGCUUGCCGACGAGCACAAAACCGUGAAUGCCUUUGAGCUCCUGGAACUCCUGGAGGCUUGUCUACCGAACGACUACAUAAAGAGCUGCGCCAGUUUGGAAGUAUGCAGACAAGUCGUCCUUACGAUGGAUAGUUCUGGUAGUGGGAGGUUGAAGUUCAACGACUUCAAAGAUCUGAUAUCAAGCCUGAAGUUCUGGCAGCACUCGUUCAGAAAUCAUACGAAAGAAAAGACGGGCAUACUCAAAGCGGAAAGACUUAGAGACGCACUCCUAGAAGUUGGCUUUCAACUGAACACGGAUGUCCUGUCGAUUCUUGUUCUCCGAUAUAUGCGGAAAGAUGGAACUCUGAGAUUUGGCGACUUUGUGUCUGCGAUUCUACACCUUAGCGUUGCUUUCAAUAUAUUCGAGAACAAAGACCCUCUACAAAAUGGUACGAUAAAACUAGGAUUAUCAGAGUGGCUCCGGUCAUCUUUAAUGUGCUGAAAUGUGAUGGCGAUUUACGAAGACUAAAUACAAAUACCUGAGUGUAUUUUUCGGACGUUGUAGAUAAUAUAAUAAUUGCAAAAGAAACAGAACUUGCUGUUAGUUAUGAAUUAGCCAUAUUAAUGAUUAAUCGUUACUGUAAUUAUUCUUGACGAACCUCGUCGUGAAGUGAUGACGUUUAUGUUGAACUUUACAGUUGUACGUAUACGAUGAUAUGACUAAACCUACCAAUACACAUUGAACUCAUUCCCUAUGCUCUCAUACGAUGAUGAAGUCAAUUUGUCUUUGAGAACCCAUGUACAAAAACAUACCGUACCUAUAAGCAUGUUGUACUCAUUAUUAAUAAUAAUUCUAUUUUCUA
Molecule: messenger RNA, 2774 nt
Organism: Diprion similis
Lineage: Eukaryota; Metazoa; Arthropoda; Insecta; Hymenoptera; Diprionidae
Gene: CalpC
Product: calpain-C
Exons: 16
Coding region: 398-2413 (671 amino acids)
Biological process (GO): proteolysis
Cellular component (GO): cytoplasm
Molecular function (GO): calcium-dependent cysteine-type endopeptidase activity; calcium ion binding
Source: RefSeq, a predicted model, not a curated record